GACACCUGCUCCACAUAUUGCACAUAACUUUAGUUUAUCCACCGGCAGUGAAUCGACCGCAUCCGCCUUAUUCCUAAUGAAGCCCGGAUUCAACGUGCCCCGGUAUGUCCAGGAUGGCAUUCGGAAGGCAGCUGCUAGCUUGCAGUUUAGCGCACACCACACGGUGGAUUACGACUUUCGGAGCUUCAGUACGUCGGCUUGCGUCGCGGUGAUUUAUCAAAUAACUCUGAGGGAAGAACCGCGCGAAGUAACGCUGCUGUGCAAGGUUCCUCCGGCGGAUGCGGACGAUACCGUUUUGGCGCUGUUCGAGCGGGAAGUGUUUGUGUACCAGCAGCUGCUGCCGACCUUUGUCCAGUUCCAGCAGGAGCACGACAUUCUGCCGAGUGCGGAGGAGUACGUUUAUGGUCCGGCUUGCUACUACGGACACUUUAACUUUCAGCGCCGGGAAGGUCUUUUGAUCUUGGAGGACGUCGGACGGAGGUUGUUCGGGAAUCGUAACAAGUUCGAACCGAUUGACUACGACAGUGGACGGCUGGCGAUGGUUCAGCUUGGGAGAUUCCACGCGGUAUCACUCGCUUUGAAGGAACAACAUCCGGAACUGUUUGCCAGAUUCCAGCAACUUGAGGAUGUCAGCCGAGAUCAGGUGACCAACAUGGAAGGCUUCCGGGAUACCAUGAACACGUCGUUUGAUCAGGCUAUUGAUACGUUGAACAUUCAUGAAACCGUCAAGAAGGAGAAGCUGACCAAGCUGAGGGAUUCGUUCGUAGAGGAACUGAAAAUCAUCGCCGACAGUGAACUGUCGGAACCGUUCUGCGUGGUAUGCCACGGGGACUUUAGUGCCAGUAACCUCAUGUACAGCUACAACAGUGGCUUCCCGAACCGACUGAUCAUGCUGGACUGGCAACUGGCCAAGUAUGGCUCGCCGGCCCUCGACUUUAUGCACUUUAUGUUCCUCAGUACGGACGAGUCGUUCCGGCGGAACCACUACGACAACAUGCUCCAGACGUACCACAACGCGCUGCGGGAUCACCUGGAGCGGUUGGGCGGGGACCACGCGACGGAACGGUUCCCGCUGACGACGCUGAUGCGGCUGAUCAAGACGCAGGCCAAGUACGCCGUUACGGUGGCCGUGCUGCACGUGCCGUUGAUGAUGGCGAUUGGUGGGGAGGCGGCAGGGGAGGAGAACGGAGAGGAGGGAAGGGGAAACGGGGAAGGGAUUGAUGGAAGGUAUCAGGCUAGGAUGAGUGGGCUGCUGAAGGACGCGUUUAGGUUGGGGUAUUUGUGA
Culex quinquefasciatus (southern house mosquito) is the source of this 1285-nucleotide messenger RNA. RefSeq lists its product as uncharacterized. NCBI's taxonomy places the organism in Eukaryota, Metazoa, Arthropoda, Insecta, Diptera, Culicidae. The transcript has 2 exons. The record is from RefSeq and is a predicted model, not a curated record. Bases 77 to 1285 code for a protein of 402 amino acids.